Molecule: messenger RNA, 1353 nt
Organism: Pelobates cultripes (western spadefoot toad)
Lineage: Eukaryota; Metazoa; Chordata; Amphibia; Anura; Pelobatidae
Source: the annotation of a GenBank genome assembly
AUGUACACUGUGCAAACCAAUACAAAUACCGCAGAGCACCAUGUACACUGUGGAAACCAAGACAUAUACCGCAGAGCACCGUGUACACUGUGCAAACCAAUACAAAUACCGCAGAGCACAGAGUACACCGUGCAAACUAAUACAAAUACCGCAGAGCACCAUGUACACUGUGCAAACCAAUACAAAUAUCGCAGAGCACCGUGUACACUGCACAAACCAAUACAAAUACCACAGAACACCAUGUACACUGUGCAAACCAAUACAUAUACUGCAGAGCACCAUGUACACUGUGCAAACCAAUACAAAUAUCGCAGAGCACAGUGUACACCGUGCAAACCAAUACAAAUACCACAGAGCACCGUGUACACUGUGCAAACCAAUACAAAUACCGCAGAGCAAUGUGUACACUGCGCAAACCAAUACAAAUAUCGCAGAGCACAUGUACACUGUGCAAACCAAUACAAAUACCGCAGAGCACCAUGUACACUGUGCAAACCAAUACAUAUACCGCAGAGCACCGUGUACACUGUGCAAACCAAUACAAAUACCGCAGAGCACAGAGUACACCGUGCAAACCAAUACAAAUACCGCAGAGCACCGUGUACACUGCGCAAACCAAUACAAAUAUCGCAGAGCACCGUGUACUCUGCACAAACCAAUACAAAUACCGCAGAACACCAUGUACACUGUGCAAACCAAUACAUAUACUGCAGAGCACCGUGUACACGGUGCAAACCAAUACAAAAACCACAGAGCACCGUGUACGCUGCGCAAACCAAUACAAAUACUGCAGAGCACCAUGUACACUGCGCAAACCAAUACAAAUACUGCAGAGCACAGUGUACACCGUGCAAACCAAUACAAAUACCACAGAGCACCGUGUACACUGCACAAACCAAUACAAAUACCGAAGAGCACUGUGUACACUGCACAAAGCAAUACAAAUACCACAGAGCACCGUGUACACUGUGCAAACCAAUACAAAUACCACAGAGCACCGUGUACACUGCACAAACCAAUACAAAUACCGAAGAGCACUGUGUACACUGCACAAAGCAAUACAAAUACCACAGAGCACCGUGUACACUGUGCAAACCAAUACAAAUACCACAGAGCACCGUGUACACUGCACAAACCAAUACAAAUACCGAAGAGCACUGUGUACACUGCACAAAGCAAUACAAAUACCACAGAGCACCGUGUACACUGUGCAAACUAAUACAAAUACCACAGAGCACCGUGUACACUGCACAAAACAAUACAAAUACCACAGAGCACCGUGUACACCAUGCAAACCAAUACAAAUAUCGCAGAGCACCGUGUACACUGCACAAACCAAUAAAAGGGGUGUGA